AUGCCCCAGGCCUGGAAGGCCCACACCUGCCCCUCCUCCCUGCUGACCACUGGUGUUUCUGUCUUGUUUGCACAGAAGACGCUGGGGCGGAAGCGUGCGCACAAGGGCUCCUUCAAGGAUGACCCCCGGUUCUAUCAGGAGAUCCGAGAGCGGGGCCUGACCACCAGCCAGGAGUCCGACGACGACCUGCUGGACGAGCCGGGCAGCCCCGAGGGAGCGCGGACGGUGGGCACCCCCAUCGUGGUCAAGAACUUCCGGGCCCCCCAGGUCACCUGGAGCCAGCUCCCCGAGGUGGUGGAGCUGGGCAUCCUGGACACGCUGCCAGCCGAGGAGCGCAAGAGGCAGGAGGCCAUCUUCGAGAUCCUCACGUCCGAGUUCUCCUACCAGCACAGCCUGGGCAUCCUCGUGACCGAGUUCCUGCAGUCCCGGGAGCUGCGGGCGACCAUGACCCAGACCGAGCACCACCACCUCUUCUCCAACAUCCUGGACGUGCAGGGCGCCAGCCAGAGGUUCUUCGAGGACCUGGAGCGCCGGCACAAGGCGCAGGUGUGCGUGGAGGACAUCAGCGACAUCCUGGCGGAGCACGCGGAGCGGCACUUCCACCCCUACGUGGCCUACUGCUCCAACGAGGGAGGGGUCGGUCCCCACCAGCAGCUGCAGGCCUGGCCCGUGGGACCGGGGCUUGACGGCUGUCUGUCUGUCCUCCAGUCCCUCCCGCUGAUCUCCGCCUCCCGCUGGCGGCUGAAGCGCGGGGAGCUGUUCGUGGUGGAGGAGGCCGGGCUGUUCCGGAAACUCGCCAGCCGGCCCACGUGCCACCUGUUCCUGUUCAACGACGUCCUGGUCGUCACCAAGAAGAAGAGCGAAGACAGCUUCGUGGUCCAGGACUACGCCCACGUGGACCACCUCCAGGUCCAGAAGGUGGAGGCCACGGAGCUGCCCCUGCCAGGCGGCGUCAACCGCAGCUCGUCUGUGCCGCACCUCUUCCAGGUGACCCUGCUGCACAACAGCGAGGGCCGCCAGGAGCGGAUCCUGCUCUCCUCUGAUUCCGCGAGUGACCGGGCCCGCUGGAUCACCGCGCUGACGUACAGGGAGCAGCAGUGGCUGGGCCUCGCCAACAAGGGAGGUGAGCGCUCGCCCCAGGAGCAGGGCUCGCAGCCCCCCUUCCUGCCCUGGUGGGGGCGGGUGAGAGAGGUACCCUCCAUCCUCCGUCCAUCCCACACCAGGCUGCGGGACGGAGAGACGGGCUGGUUCCCCGAGGACUUCGUCCAGAGCAUCACCAACCGCGUGGCCGUGGAGGGCAACAUGCGCAGGAUGGAGCGGCUGCGCGUGGAGACGGACGUGUAGCCGGCCACUGCCCUCUUCCCCACUCCCGCCAGCCCGCCCUGCCCUGUGCCCCCACAGCUGGGCCACAGGCGACGCGAGGGGCCCCGAGAACUGUGGGGACGGUGUGACUGUCUACCUCCUGCCCCGCUCGUGCCCGUGUGCGCAGGAGGCCUCGUGCCCGGGGCUACCCCGCCUCCGGAGAGGAGGGUGGGGAGGGAGGGACCGUGUGGCGCCGGCAUGUACUGUGACUGUGCUUCCCGGGACAUUAAAGUGCUUGUGCAACACC
Messenger RNA from Myotis davidii, 1609 nucleotides. RefSeq names its product Rho guanine nucleotide exchange factor 16 (gene ARHGEF16). The record is from RefSeq and is a predicted model, not a curated record. The transcript is spliced from 10 exons. Gene Ontology annotation, biological process: activation of GTPase activity. Lineage: Eukaryota; Metazoa; Chordata; Mammalia; Chiroptera; Vespertilionidae. Gene Ontology annotation, molecular function: guanyl-nucleotide exchange factor activity. Bases 1 to 1344 code for a protein of 447 amino acids.